Messenger RNA from Lactuca saligna, 1435 nucleotides. Lineage: Eukaryota; Viridiplantae; Streptophyta; Magnoliopsida; Asterales; Asteraceae. The record is from the annotation of a GenBank genome assembly.
UAAUCAAACUUGUUUAUUAAUAUAGACAGUAAAGCAAAACACACAAUGUGAUUAAUCUGAGAUGAGCUUUUUUUCAUCACAAUCAAAUCAAGAAAUACAUAUGGCAUUCAACAAAAUUAGAACUUGCGAAUAACCCCUGAGCGCAUGUGUCUGUGUGAUAAUUGAUUAGUUGACAGGAAAUUUGUGAUGAAUACAUGGAGAAAGUUGAGCGAAUACGUACUUGGUGAGCGGAGGAGCAACCGGCCGGGAGCGGUGGUGGGGGAGUUGCGCCCUUGCUGUGUCUGUGCCUGACGAAUUUGGCUUUUUGUGUUUGCUUUUUUCCUAAUUUGAUUUAUGCAAAAGUUACAGUUAACCCACGCCAACUUUACUCAUAGUUGUAAUCUCACCCUCAGCCCCCAGAUCCUGUUAAUUACAAUCAUGCCCCCGUCUUCUGCUUCCGUGAAUUGCCAUGGAAAUGGAGAUGGAAAAGGGUGUGAAGAGAUGGUUGGUCAACAUAUCACAGUGGAAUCCCACACCCAAUGAAUUCUCCAUCGCCAUGUCUGUUUUACCUCAAGAACAACACUCCUCUAUCACCAGGUUUACGAAAACUGAAGACCAAAAGAGGGCACUUGUGAGCCGGCUGUUGCAGUAUGCACUUGUGCAUGAGGUUCUAGAGAUUCCAUUUGAAGAGAUUAUCAUCAAUCGAACUCCUGAAGGCAAGCCUUAUCUGGAAAGCCAUAAGAACAGUAUGAAAUUUCCAAAUUUCAACUUUAAUGUAUCUCAUCAUGGUGACUAUGUGGCGAUAGCCUCUGAACCCAUUUGCCUUGUGGGUUUAGACAUUGUAUGUUGCGUCAAUCCUGGAAAAGAAACGGUUUCAGAGUUCAUUCGCAAUUUCUCAUCAUACUUUUCAAGUUCAGAGUGGGAAAAGAUUGUCAAUGCUGGUUCUGAUGAUCAUGUCCUGGACGUUUUUUUCAGGAAUUGGUGUUUGAAGGAAGCAUUCGUAAAGGCCUUGGGAACAGGAGUUGGGUAUAAAUUAGAUUAUGUAGAGUUUCAACACAAAGAUUGGGCUGAUAUAUAUGUCAAAGUAGAUGGAGAUACAUUGAAGGACUGGAAUUUCUGGCUUUUUGAACUUCAAGGGAAACAUCGGGUUGCCGUUGCUAGGGGUCACCCAAGAAUGGCCGCUGAAAGUUACAAGAAAACUCUCAAACGGACUCAUUUUGACAGUGAUCUUUACAAACUAGGUUUCCAUUUACCAAAUCCGAGGUUUCUUUCAAGAACAGUUGAAGAACUUUGUGCCCUUUUCCCUUUAUGUUCAUACAAAACUUUAAUUUGACAAUUCGUUAAUUGUAUUAAUACUUCACAUAUUCUAAUGGAAGACAAAAUGCAUUGUAAUUGAAUUGAUUCCAUUUUAUGUAACACGUCUAGAAAAUCAAGAUAGUGUUGUGCAUUAUAUUAG